UGCUGUUGUCUCUACUUUUACUUCUUGCUCGUCGGGCUACUCAGCUGCUGCUUCGUUCUUGCAUUCUUUGCUACUGUCUCUCGUUCGCGUCGUUGCAACUUGCAGUGGGGAUCGCCCCUCCAAUCCACAGUUGACAGCUCCUAGCGUCGAUCUCUACCCCCCCCCACCAUCACUACCACCACCGCCAUCAACAAUGGAUGACUGGUCCCCCAGCUCCUGGGCUUCGAAGCCCAUCAAGCAGGAUGUUGUUUACGAGGAUGCUCAGGGUGUACAAGCUGCGUUGGGAAAGCUGCAGAAGCUACCGCCUUUGGUUACCACUCAGGAGGUGAAUAACCUGAAGAAGAGCUUGAAGAAUGUGGCGCUUGGGAAGGCGUUUGUUCUUCAGGGAGGUGACUGCGCGGAGCUGUUCGAUUACUGCAAUCAGGACAUGAUAGAAGCCAAGGUUAAACUCCUGCUGCAGAUGAGCUUGGUUUUGAUUUGGGGCGCAAACAAACCCGUCAUCCGGAUUGCUCGAAUUGCAGGACAAUUCGCAAAGCCCCGCUCGAGUCCAAUGGAAGUCAUUGAUGGCGUCGAGAUGCCCUCCUUCCGCGGCGACAACAUCAACGGCUUCGAUGCCACCCCCGAGUCGCGCAAACCAGACCCCUCCCGCCUCGUCUCUGCCUACUUCCACUCCGCCGCAACUCUCAACUACCUCCGCGCCUCCCUCUCCUCCGGUCUGGCCGACUUACACUCCCCUCUUGACUGGGGCCUCGGCCAUGUCAUCACCCCCUCCAUCCGGGAGCAAUACACCCGAAUCGUCAGCCGCGUCAAGGACGCCCUCCGCUUCAUGCAAACCGUCGGCAUCGACACCGACCGCGGUGUCGAGACAGUCGAGAUCUACACCAGUCACGAGGGUCUCCUCCUCGAAUACGAACAGAGCUUAACUCGUCUCCUCCGCAACCCCGACCUCCAACCCCAACCCUCAUCCGCCUCCACCUCCACCGCGCCCCCCAAAUCCUACUACGCCACCUCCUCCCACUUCCUCUGGAUCGGCGACCGCACCCGACAACUCAACGGCGCACACGUCGAAUUCUUCCGCGGCAUCGCCAACCCCAUCGGCAUCAAAAUCGGCCCCAGCAUGACCCCCGAGGAACUCAUUCAACUCCUCAACAUCGUCAACCCCACCCACGAAAUCGGCAAAGUCACCCUCAUCUCCCGCUACGGCGCCUCCAAAAUCGCCCAAUACCUCCCGGGCCACAUCGCCGCCGUGCAAUCCUCCGGCCACGUCCCCGUCUGGCAAUGCGACCCCAUGCACGGCAACACCCAGAGCACGCCCUCGGGCGUCAAGACCCGCCACUUCAGCGACAUUCUCUCCGAACUCAAACAAGCCCUCGAGAUCCAUCGCGCCGCGGGCUCCUUCCUCGGCGGCAUGCACCUCGAACUCACCGGCGAAGCCGUCACCGAGUGUGUCGGCGGUGCGGGCGGUCUCACCGAGGAGGGUCUGAGUGAGCGAUACACUACCUUCUGUGACCCGCGUCUCAACGAGAAACAGGCCCUCGAGCUGGCGUUUUUAGUCGCGGGCUUCUAUCGCGAGAUUGAUGAGCAGUUGAUGGAUUCGGAUUCAAACUGAUUCCCUGAUUUCUUCUGAAGAAUGAGUACUCCGUGCAUUGCAGACGGGCAUAAAAUGACAGUCUAGUCUAUGAUUACGGAGCGUAGUUCGGAAAUCAGGCAGGUACUAUUAACUACCUCUUUCGGGUUUCUAUUACCUCUACUUGAAAAGAAUGAUACUUCCUUACUUAUUACUUCCCUAGUUUUGAUACAGACAAUCAGAUCAUAUACCCAAGUCCCGUAAUCCCAAUCAAAACCUGACACGCUGGUCUUAUAAAGCGAU
Molecule: messenger RNA, 1870 nt
Organism: Aspergillus ibericus CBS 121593
Lineage: Eukaryota; Fungi; Ascomycota; Eurotiomycetes; Eurotiales; Aspergillaceae
Product: 3-deoxy-7-phosphoheptulonate synthase class II
Exons: 6
Coding region: 194-1609 (471 amino acids)
Biological process (GO): aromatic amino acid biosynthetic process
Molecular function (GO): 3-deoxy-7-phosphoheptulonate synthase activity
Source: RefSeq, a predicted model, not a curated record